AUGGGCCGAAAAUUUUAUGGAGAACACCGGUGGAAUACUAUGCUGUUUAAGUCAACUAUUUUUCAGUUGUUCAUUUUUGAUUCUGUAAAUAUAGUAGAUGCCGUAUUGAUAAGUAUUGAACAGCUGGACCGUCCAGAAUUUCCUUUAUUUCUUUCUCAGUUAAUCUUAGGAGUUUCAACCAUCACUUCUUCAUUUCUGUAUGCCUUCCUACCAGUUCUCACCGUUCAUAUAAGUAAAACAGCCACUCAAAAAUGUCAUAUAAAUGCACAAUCCGCUGCAGUUGGUACAUGUGAUGAGUUAAAUUAUUCACCUAUUGGUAAUGCUUUGGAUUGCAUUUUGCGAACUGGAAUUUCCUUAGCUGUUGGUUUACCACCUCCCAUCAAAGUUAUACACGUUGUGAAAAUGAAAAUCGUUGGCCGUAUGUCAACACACGUUGCUCCACGUGAUCAAAAACGAAUUCUUGUUAAUGAACAAGAAUUUGAACAAAUUUGUUGA
Dentiscutata erythropus is the source of this 495-nucleotide messenger RNA. Lineage: Eukaryota; Fungi; Glomeromycota; Glomeromycetes; Diversisporales; Gigasporaceae. The record is from the annotation of a GenBank genome assembly.